Kickxella alabastrina is the source of this 469-nucleotide messenger RNA. RefSeq lists its product as uncharacterized. Bases 88 to 318 code for a protein of 76 amino acids. The record is from RefSeq and is a predicted model, not a curated record. The transcript has a single exon. NCBI's taxonomy places the organism in Eukaryota, Fungi, Kickxellomycota, Kickxellomycetes, Kickxellales, Kickxellaceae.
GUUCUUUCCAAGGAGCGCAUUCACUGGCCACUGCUUGUUGCCCUAUGCUUUGGGCCAAUUGUGUUUGCUGGCUAACAGCAUCAUUACAUGCUUGCCUUCAUGUUACUUGAUGCUGCUGGCCAACGCGGGUAUGCAGUGCCACCUGGGGCAGCUCAUAUAUUUAAGCUGUCUGAUGAGACGCCCAUAGAGCUGCCCACGGAGUCGCCUAUUGAGCCACCUGCCGAGCUGCCUACUGAGAAACCUACUCGGCUGCCAACUGAGUUGCCGUUUGCGUUUGACAGAUGGCCCAGUUUUACUGUAUCACUGAUUUUUGGAUAACAGCUCAUUGUAUACAGUUUGCUGAUCAGUGUUAAGCAUCGGGUUGUUUCCACCACGCUUGCCAGCAACCCUUGACAUGAAUUUGCUAACUUUAUUCAAGGUCGUCGCACAAUCACUGUUAACGAGUGUAUUUCAUAAGUAUACUAAGUUU